CAAUAAUAUCCAUACGUUUGUGUGUAUUGUGAGCGCACUUACUGUAACAAUUAAAAACCAUAUUUGAAAUAAAGCAAACUAGUUAAUUAUUUGUCAGUGUGUGAUACCCUCUCGACCUACAACCGCAACCACUAUUAAUUACCCGCUAACACGAUAUAGCAUUUCAUUGAAACUUGUUUUUUACCACGUUUGUGAAGUUCGUCGCCACUACUAUCACCUGCGAGUGCGUCCGCUGUAUCUUAUAAUACGUUAACAAUGGCUGCGGACGCCGAGAGCUCAAAGUCGACGCCGACGCGCAAGCCGUCGGUGUUUACGUUUUUGGCCGCCGGUUCCGCUCUGUUGGGCGCUAUUGCCAUGGGUACGGUUCUGGGCUGGAGUUCGCCCGCUGUGGCCGACAUGUACACCAAUGAUAGCCAUCCACGGCUCACCCAAACGGGGUCUGAUGUAACUGUCGAGUCGUGGAUCAAGUCUAGCACAACGUUGGGUGCUCUGGUGGGUGCACUCGCCUCCGGACCGUUGGCUCAGGUUAUUGGACGCAAACUAUCGUUGAUAUUAUACUCGAUCCCAAUGUUGGCCGGAUUCGGGUGCCUAUGGCUGGCCAAAGACUUCGCCACCAUUAUUACCGGCCGAACGCUGACAGGUCUCGGCGCUGGUCUGGUGUCGGGAACGGCGCCCACUUAUGUGGUAGAGAUCGCCACUGAAAAUGUUAGGGGAUUAUUGGGCACUGGAUUUCAGUUAAGCGUUACGAUCGGUAUACUAUUGGUGUAUGUGUUCGGGGCGUUCCUGUCGUGGGGUUGGCUAUCAUUCUGGUGUCUGUUCCCACCCCUGGCUAUGGGUGUACUGAUGUUACUGAUGCCGGAGACGCCGAUAUGGCUGAUGACCAAAGCGGGCGGCGAUCACUCCAAAGGUUCCCGAGUGGAGAAGUCGCUCAAGUCGUUACGCGCGGCCGACAACGACAACGAGUCGGAGCUGAACGAGUUGGCAGAUCAGGCCCGAGAGGCCCAACGCUCAAAGGGUUUCUCAAUGCAAGAAUCAACGAAUCCGUUGUUUUACAAACCGCUCGUCCUGUCAGUGGUGUUGAUGUUUUUGCAGCAAUUUUCCGGUAUUAAUGCCGUGAUGUUUAACUCGGCCAAAAUGAUUCAGGAGUCCGGCUCUUCCAUGAAGGGCACACACGCCUCCAUCAUCAUCGCUGUGGCCCAAGUGAUCGCCACUCUCGUGGGCUCCCUAUUGGUCGACCGGUUGGGUCGAAAGAUGUUGCUGAUUGGGUCCGGUGCCGGUCACGCGGUAUCGCUGGGCAUUUUGGGCUUUUUCUACGUGGCCAAUCCCGACCGGGGCACCUGGGGCUGGCUCCCGAUCUUAUGUCUGGUACUGUUUAUUAUCUCAUUCUCGCUCGGCUGGGGUCCAGUGCCGUGGCUUAUGAUCAACGAGAUUACGGGCGUGCAGUACAGGGGUGUGGUGUCGGCGGUGGCCACUGGCGUGAACUGGUUCUGCGCUUUCCUAAUCACCCAUAACUUCGAUACGAUUCAAGCGGCGACUUCACCGCAGUUCGCAUUCUUCCUGUUCGCCGCCUUCUGUAUCGCUUCCAUACCAUUUGUGAUCAUCUUUUUGCCCGAAACUAAAGGCAAGUCUUUUGAUGACAUCGCCCGAGAGUUGGCGGGCAGUUCGGCCGUCACCGCCGCCGUUGACAAUACCGGCGCACAGAAUAAGUUGGAGAUGAAGGGCUUGAAUGAUGAUAAGCCAUAACCUGUUGUCGAGCUGAUGAUAAUCACCAUAAUGUACACAUCAUUUCAAUCUCAAUCUUAACUCUCAUUUACUUUAAGUUGUUUUUUACAAAUGGUUUUUCGCCCGUUUAUAGUCACAUGUAUUUUUUAAUUGAGUUUAUUUUUUUGUUGCCUUUAAUUGUGUUUGAAAUCUCAUUUCAUAACAUAUUAUGCAAAAUGUUUAAUAACACAUAUCUGUCGUAAAUUUAUAUAAUUUUUGAUGUUUUAUUUGCUUAGAUUUAUAUAACGUUUUAAAUUUUAAUUUAAUGAUAUUUUCUGUUUCUAUCUCUUAUUAGUG
Medioppia subpectinata is the source of this 2058-nucleotide messenger RNA. Lineage: Eukaryota; Metazoa; Arthropoda; Arachnida; Sarcoptiformes; Oppiidae. The record is from the annotation of a GenBank genome assembly.